Messenger RNA from Empidonax traillii (willow flycatcher), 1257 nucleotides. It is a transcript of the gene TMEM171, whose product is annotated as transmembrane protein 171. Lineage: Eukaryota; Metazoa; Chordata; Aves; Passeriformes; Tyrannidae. The record is from RefSeq and is a predicted model, not a curated record. Bases 151 to 1152 code for a protein of 333 amino acids. The transcript is spliced from 4 exons.
AUAUGACAGGAAGCUGAUUUAAGAAGAGAAACAGAAAGGACUUUACUGCCUGUGGAAGGAGAAGCAAGACUUAUGUGCUUUGAAAAGAUCUACUGUAGUUUGCUGACAUUUAAUGCUAACAACUCAUCCUCUUGAGGAGAUUCUGUUGUAAUGUAUCCAGUGGCUGUUCCUGCACCAGGAGGUGACGGAAAUAAUGAACAGCAUGGGAAACUUAUUUUUUUCCUUUUUGUUUUUGGAGCGGUGUUGCUGUGCGCUGGAUUCCUGCUUUCAGUUUUUAUUCUCCAGUCAUGCCCAUCCGGAACCUUCAGUGACUGUAAUGAGGUCCUUAAGGCUGCUGGACCAGUGCUGGCUGUAACUGGACUGGUUUGUGUUUUACUGGCACGAUCAAGGGCCAGGAUGUAUAUGAGACAAAGACAAUUGCAAAAUGAGCAGGUGUACAGCCUUGUCUUUUGCCAUGGGAACUGUCAAUUUGCCCAGUUUCUCAUAUUUGGAUUCUUGUUUUUAACUAGUGGAAUGCUAAUUAGCAUCCUGGGAAUUUGGGUUCCUGGUUGCAGCCCUGGCUGGCAUACCAUGCAACUCAACCACACCGGCAGUUCUGAUGUGGACCUCCAGGGCUGUGGAUUCCUGUCACUUCAAAUCAUGGGACCUUUGAUUGUGCUCACUGGGUUGUGUUUCUUCGUGAUAGCUCAUGUUAAAAAGAAACAAAACUUAAAUCUCAACCAUGAAUCUUGUGAAAGUGAAGAACAUCCUCAGAGCCCUGAAUCUUUUCACGUUACAGUAGGUGAUGUUGUAAUGGUAUUCCCACCCCCACCACCUCCUUAUUUUGCUGACCCUAUGUCACCAACUGUGGCACAUUGUCUUAUGUCGAGUGUUUUGCCUACACAUGAAAGUCCUCCACCAUACCACUCUAUCUUCACUGAUGGAGCACAGCUUGCAGAUGAUGAAAGAAUGGUUGCUGUUAGAGACUAUGAAACCAUAUGUACAAUUUCUGGAAGCAGCUCACCUUCAGAUAUUUUACCAAUGCUAUACCUCUGCUCUGAAUCACCUCCAAAAUAUGAAGAAAAAGCAUCAAUAACAAAUAAUGAACAUUCACCAUCUUCUUCCUCAUCUUUUUCAUCUAUUUCCUUAGCCACAUCUGACAUCAGCUCAUAGAAGACUGUCAGUUGACUUAAUUUUUAAAUUAAAUUGUACAGAGAUUUACAAUUUUUGAAUUUAUUUACAUUUUGUAAUAAAAGCAAUAAUGUUGACUGUGUCUAA